Carya illinoinensis is the source of this 2456-nucleotide messenger RNA. Its product is annotated as beta-glucosidase BoGH3B-like. The transcript is spliced from 9 exons. Gene Ontology annotation, molecular function: beta-glucosidase activity. The record is from RefSeq and is a predicted model, not a curated record. Lineage: Eukaryota; Viridiplantae; Streptophyta; Magnoliopsida; Fagales; Juglandaceae. The coding region runs from base 16 to 2013 and encodes 665 amino acids. Gene Ontology annotation, biological process: glucan catabolic process.
UAGUUACCGAGACCUAUGGUUUUGGGAAGAGCAAGAAUGACCGGUAAGCAGUGGGUCCCAACCACCAUUAACUACCUGACUUUCUCACUAAGUAUAAGGACACGGACAUCUCCGACGCCACGAUUCGUGCGUCCUCUCAAGUAUCAGUUCACUGGUGAGGCUGAAUUAUCAGAAAUGAGCAAAGUAGAGGGCAUGGAUUGCGUUUACAGAGACCCCAGAGCACCAGUAGAGGCUCGUAUCAAAGACGUACUUUCUCGAAUGACAUUGCAAGAGAAGGUCGGUCAGAUGACCCAGAUUGAGCGCGGUGUCGCCACCCCCGACGCGAUCAAAGACCUCUCCAUCGGGAGUAUACUGAGUGCUGCUGCGUCUGGACCCUUUGCGAAAGCAGUGUCGUCUGAUUGGGCUGAUAUGGUUGAUGGGUUUCAGAAGUCUGCGCUGGAGUCACGACUCGGGAUACCUCUAAUAUACGGUAUUGAUGCUGUUCAUGGGAACAAUAGUGUCUAUGGUGCCACUAUAUUUCCUCACAAUGUUGGCCUCGGAGCUACCAGGGAUGCUGAUUUGGCUCGAAGGAUUGGGGAAGCAACGGCCCUUGAAGUCAGGGCAAGCGGCAUUCACUAUACUUUUGCUCCUUGUGUGGCUGUAUGCAGAGAUCCCCGAUGGGGGAGAAGCUACGAGAGUUACAGUGAAGACACUGAAAUUGUUAGAAAGAUGACUUCCAUUGUCACAGGUUUGCAGGGCCAGCCACCCUGCGAACACCCAAAAGGCUACCCUUUUGUGGCUGGGAGAAACAAUGUUAUUGCUUGCGCAAAACAUUUUGUCGGAGAUGGGGGUACGGACAGGGGAAUAAAUGAGGGAGAUACCAUAUCAUCAUAUGAGGACCUAGAGAGGAUCCAUAUGGCACCUUAUCUGGACUGCAUUUCUCAGGGAGUUUCCACUGUUAUGGCAUCCUUUUCUAGCUGGAAUGGGCACAAACUUCAUGCCCAUCGUUUUCUCCUUACAGAAAUAUUAAAAGAUAAGCUAGGUUUUAAGGGUUUUGUAAUUUCUGACUGGGAAGGACUUGACAGACUAAGUAAACCUCAUGGCUCAAAGUACCGUUACUGCAUUUCCACUGCUGUUAAUGCAGGAAUAGAUAUGGUAAUGGUGCCUUUGAGAUACAAACUAUUCAUGGAGGAUUUGAUAUUUCUGGUUGAAUCAGGGGAGAUACCGAUUACCAGGAUUGAUGAUGCAGUUGAACGAAUUCUUAGAGUGAAGUUUGCUGCCGGUCUUUUUGAAUUUCCUUUCACAGAUAGAUCUUUGCUUGAUAAAGUUGGUUGCAAGUUGCAUCGAGAUCUAGCACGUGAAGCAGUCCGCAAGUCCUUGGUCCUUUUGAAAAAUGGAAAGGAUCCUAACAGACCUUUUCUUCCUUUAGACAAAAAUGCUAAAACAAUUCUUGUUGCUGGAACACAUGCUGAUGAUCUUGGAUAUCAGUGUGGGGGGUGGACAGAAACUUGGUAUGGAGGCAGUGGAAGGAUUACAAUCGGCACAACCAUCUUGGAUGCCAUCAAAGAAGCAGUAGGAGAUGAAUCGGAGGUAAUUUAUGAGCAAUAUCCAUCAGCAGCCACUUUAGCACGUCGGGACAUAUCUUUUGCCAUUGUAGCUGUUGGUGAAGAAGCCUAUGUAGAGACCCCUGGUGAUAAUUCAGAGCUCGAAAUCCCCUUGUUUGGAGACGACAUAGUGAGUGCAGUCGCUGACAACAUCCCCACAUUGAUGAUUUUAGUAUCUGGAAGACCCUUAGUUUUGGAGCCAGGGCUUUUGGAAAGGAUAGAUGCUCUAAGUGUUGCUUGGCUGCCUGGAAGUGAAGCCGGAGGAAUUGCUGAUGUUGUCUUUGGGGAUCAUGACUUCAUAGGCCGACUACCACUAACAUGGUUUAAACAAGUUGAACAACUGCCUUUGCAUGUCGGAGUCAAUUCAUAUGAUCCUUUAUUCCCCCUGGGCUUUGGUUUGACGUACAAUAAGGAAAAAUCUCCAAACUGAUUAGUUUCUCAAAACAACUUAGGCAGAGACAGCUGAUCUAUGAACAGAUUUUCCACUGGUAUGAAAGUUGUCUGUACUCCAUCUCCAUGUUUUUGUUGUAUCCUGCCACAGUCCCAUUUCAACCGGUUUCUCGUUGUUGUCCUGCAAACAGUGCAUGUGGCCCAUGCAUGCCGCGUUCAUUGAAGAUGAAUUAUGGUCUGUCGAAUAAGAGUAAGCGGUUUGGUCAUGUUCAGCAGUCUGUAUGUAAGGGAUGCGUGGCUGAGGAUGGAUAUCAUGUUAGGCUUUCAUGAUCUAUUAAAGUCUCGCAUUCACCUCUAAAUUUCAAGAAAUGACUAAUGUCGGUAACAAUACGAAACGACAGAACUUUUAUUUAUUUUUUAAAACUAUAAUGUUCUCACAUCAUUAAGAAAUAAUGAAUAGUAUUACUUUGUCCUCUAGCCAAA